AUGCACUGGAUCCGACAGCCUGCAGGAGAGACGCUGCAGUGGAUGGGGCUCAUUUACUACGAUGCAAGUAAAACAGUAUAUAGCAGCAGUUUGCAAGGACGAAUAGAAAUCAGCAGAGAUAACAGCAAGAGCAUGACUUAUCUGAGUCUGCCCGACCUGAAGCAAGACGACUCUGCUGUUUAUUACUGUGCUAGACACCCACAGUGUUUGCAGGAAGAGAUGAAGCUCUGCAAAAACCUCAAAGUAUUCAAACCUCAAAACACCACCAGGGGGCAGAAGAGCAUUAACGAAGGAACCACCAUGGUGCAGAAUAAAGUAAAAAAAAACUGA
Xyrichtys novacula (pearly razorfish) is the source of this 330-nucleotide messenger RNA. Lineage: Eukaryota; Metazoa; Chordata; Actinopteri; Labriformes; Labridae. The record is from the annotation of a GenBank genome assembly.